GUGCUUUGAAUAUACAAUUUGAAUAUUCAAACCCACAAAAAAUAUUAUUUAAGCAUUAGAUACAAAAAUGUCAAGCCAUAAUGAGACGUAUUUAACUGCGCAGUUGAAAGAGCACUUCGACAAAGAAGAGGAAGUUUUAAAUAUUUUGGUUAAUCUGGAGCAAGCUUUUCGUGAAAUUUACAAGUAUUUUCAAUGUGAAAUGCAGAAACAGAUGAUACUCAUCGAGAGACUAUGGCUACUGACUCAACGAUAUCUCAUCUUGAUCAGUUCAGUCCCAGGUUGUCGAUAUCCUCAGGUUUAUACUCUAUCCGCAGAGGAGGCGAUAAUUAAUGAGUACGAGGAAAAAAUAGAAAUUCUACGCGCUGCAACGGAUAGUAUGCAAGAUGCCAUACUGAAUUUAAAACAGGAUUGCAAGCAGUUCAAUAAAAUUUACAACCAACUAAAUAAACGCAUAGGGACCCCUUUGAUAAUGGGCGAUGAGCAUCAUCAAAGUAUUCAGUGCCACAAAAUUAUGAUAACAGACAUUUUUAACUAUUUUUAUUCUACUGUAUUAAAAAUCAAGUGUUAUGUGCAUCAGUUGGACCCCAUUAACUUAGAAAGUGUUGAGGAUUAUCGUGAACUAUUAAAGAAGGAGACCGAAUAUGAGGAUUUUCAAGAUUACCUCAUGCAUUCAUUUGUAUAUUGCAAGUGCCUACAAUCCAGACCCACGUGUCCCAUACAAAAGCUGAAAUGUUAUCACAAGAUUGAAACCUUGAAACAUACAAGUCGUAUCUAAGGUCGAAGUAAAUUUAAUUACUGUCUGAUAUGUGAAAGAUACGCUAAAUUUGGACAUUCGUUACUUUUAUCUCUUAUCUGAACCAUAACAUCUGUAGUGAACAUAUGUUGUACAGUAAUAUAUAUGUAUGUCGAUACUUGCAGCAGAAAGUAAUAAUUAAGAAAACUAAUAUUACAUAUAUGUACAUAAUAAUGCAUAUAUAAUACAUUUAAAAUAUACCAUACUGUAAAAAAUA
Messenger RNA from Drosophila albomicans, 1010 nucleotides. RefSeq lists its product as uncharacterized. Lineage: Eukaryota; Metazoa; Arthropoda; Insecta; Diptera; Drosophilidae. The transcript is spliced from 2 exons. The record is from RefSeq and is a predicted model, not a curated record. The coding region runs from base 68 to 775 and encodes 235 amino acids.